AUGUCUUCUUCAGCAGAGAGACCAUUGGUUUCUAACCAAAAGGACGCGCACCUUUUCAUCCUAUUGCAUGGACUUUGGGGUAAUUACAAACAUAUGGAAUCUCUCAAAGAGACAUUAAAGAAUAGCAUUCAAGAUGAUACCGACCGUUUACCACUUGUUUUCUUUUCGCCUAGACAAAAUGCUAUGUUUAAGACAUUUGAUGGUGUGGAGGUAGUGGGGUAUCGUGCCCUAAUUGAAAUAAUCCAAUUUAUCCAGCUACAUCCUGAAUUCAAGUUUACUAAGUUGAGUAUAUUGGGCUAUUCAAUGGGUGGUCUCAUUGCUAGGUUUUUAAUAGGUGUCAUGUUUGAUAAAAACAACGAUGAAGAUGAAAUGAAAGUUUUUAAGGGGAUGGAACCUCAAUUAUUUAUCACAUUUGCUACACCUCAUUUAGGCAUCCAUUUUUAUAACCCAUUGAAUAAUAUGUUAAGGACAUUUUUGAAUCCAAUGUUGACGUUGAUUGGAUCUAACAUUAUCGGUGUCAGUGGAAGGGAAAUGUUCAUAAUGAGGAACACAGAACUGGUAGAAUUAAGUUCAGGGAAAUAUUUGGAUGCACUAAGCAAAUUUAAAUGGCGUAUAGUAUUUGCUAAUGUGAAGAAUGACAGAACGGUGGCAUUCUAUACUUCGUUUAUUACUGAUUGUGAUCCAUUUAUUGACACUGGGAAUGAUAUCAAAUAUAAUUUUGAAGAAAACAUUCCGGGUGAAAAUUAUACAAAUAUUCUUCCAAGAAUCGUGGAUUUGGAAAGAUUGGAUAAAUCUGUUAAUGCUCCUUUAAGACAACAGGAAAAAGUGGUGAAACAUACGGUGUCUAUGGUGUCAUUUCUCAUUUUGGCGUCCAUUUUAGUUUUCCCCUUGGCGUUAAUAUUAAACAUUUGUGGGACGAUAUAUAGUUAUGCUGCUACGUGUAGGUAUCGUAAAUUGAUAUCACAAGGGAAAAUAUCAGGUGUGAUUAAGGAGAAAUUAGCAUCAAAUGAAUCUAGUAGAAUGAGAGAUGAUUUAAAGGAUUAUGUAUCGGAUGUUUAUGGCUCUGUAUUUGAAGACUCAAUUCAGAAUGCUACUGAUAAUGAUAUAAAUGCAUCCAAAAUGGACAGUUCUGUGGAGAAUGAUUCAUCAUGGAACGAUUUUAUUGAUAAAUACUCAAAUAUUGGUCAAGGUCAUUGGAAACAGAACUUUCAUAAGUUACCAUUUGAUAAUCAUAGGGAAACUAUUUUAAGAAACCUUUCCAGUUUAUCAUGGAUACGGGUGCCAAUGUAUAUUAAAGCUGUGAAUGCACAUGGAAGUUUGGUUGCCAGACGAGGUUUAGACGAGAGUACACCAAAGACGAGUUUGGCCUGUUUGGAAUUUGCUGGUCAAUUAUUAAAUUAUUUAUUAGAUCAUUAA
This is a messenger RNA of Naumovozyma castellii, 1416 nucleotides long. RefSeq names its product putative hydrolase (gene LPL1). The coding region runs from base 1 to 1416 and encodes 471 amino acids. The transcript has a single exon. Lineage: Eukaryota; Fungi; Ascomycota; Saccharomycetes; Saccharomycetales; Saccharomycetaceae. The record is from RefSeq and is a predicted model, not a curated record.